AUGCUGUGCCUCUCGGUGUGCAUUACGAAGCGCAUCCAGCGUCGUCAUGCCGCGUCGUCGGCACCGCAUAAAGGCGACUUCACAUUUACCUAUGAACGUCCGCUUGCCGCAACUACCACGUUCGACGUUCCGAUCAAGUUGGAUGAGCCCACGACCGUGAACUGGGCCGUGGGCUUCUCAGCGUUCUCCAACUACCACGACAUCCAAUGA
This is a messenger RNA of Aphanomyces invadans, 210 nucleotides long. RefSeq lists its product as hypothetical. The transcript has a single exon. Lineage: Eukaryota; Oomycota; Saprolegniomycetes; Saprolegniales; Verrucalvaceae. Bases 1 to 210 code for a protein of 69 amino acids. The record is from RefSeq and is a predicted model, not a curated record.